GUCACGGAGACGCUGAAGCUAACUCUCACCAGAAAGGUUUGCAGCCAAGUGUGAAGUGGUUGGGAUGGGAAUCAGCACCUCCAAAUCUGAGGCCGUGGUCCUCAAAAGCUUGUCAGGGUCGAAAAUUAGAUCCUGCCCCAAGUAGGGGAGAUCGAGUUCUUGGGGUCGUGUUCAUGAGUAAGGGAAGAUGAUUGGCAGAUUGGCGUUGCAUCUGCAGUGAUGCGGACUCUGCAUCGGUCUGUCAUGGAGAAGAAGGAACUUGAUCUCUCAAUUUACCGGUCGACCUAUGUUCUCAACUUCUCACCCUCACCCACGGUCAUGAGCUGUGCUCAAAAGAACAAGAUCACAGAUACAAGCGGCCAGAAAUGAAUUUCCUCCGUGGGCUCUCCGGGCAGUCUUUUAGAAAUAGUGUGUGAAGCUCGCUCAUUAUGGAGGGGCUCAGAGUAGAGGCCAUGCUCUUCAUCAGAAGGAGCCAGAUGAGGUGGCUGGGGCAUCUGGUUUUGAUGCCUCCUUGGUGAGAUGUUCCGGGAACAUUGCACCAGGAGGAGGUCUCGGGUACAACCCAAGACACGAUGGAAAGACUUUCUCCAAAUCCUGUAUGUCUAUAAAUGAUUCAACCAAUUACCGAUGAGAGCUUCACCUGUGACGCUGUAAUUAGCACAUUCCCAAGUGUUUCUAAAAAGAACCUCGGCACACCAGACCUUCAUGUCAAGUGCAACCUGACCCCUGAUGACAUGCCAAAGAUUCAACCACAGACCAAAGUGCUGAUCAUCAACAGUCUGAAGAGUGAAGACCAUGUCCACUGCUAAGGUUCCACGUCAAAGUUGCUGAAAGCCAAGAAGGUGAAGGUGCUCCAGGAUUGGCCAGCCCAGCGAACAGCCAUGAAGAUUGAUGAAGCAGGAGGAUUGGAAGAUGAAACCAAAGAAUCUCGAGAGUCCCGCAAGGCUGCUUUUUUUUUUUUUUUUUUUUGCCAUUCUGCGCGACUUCAUCAACAGUGUGCAUGUGUUGUGUGUUUGCAAAUAGAAGCUAACGCACACCUUUGUAAAUAUUGAAGGAAAUACCACGCGUGUGUUUAGAUUUACCGUAGUAUUAGUAAGUUAAAAACUUGCAAAAAAUCUACAGUGCAAUACUUCAUAAUUACAUUAGAAACGUUCCGGAGAAAAGAAAUGGCUUUUUUUUUUUUUCUUCUUCUGGGCUUGUUUUGCACGACACCUGCGGGCUAGGUUGGGUACUGCAUCCAUCAGGAUGAGCAUUUAAAAAUAACAAGUGGCUGGGCCACGGUGAGUGACACGAGGAGCGUCAGGUUGCCGUGUUGGUGCAGGCGGAAAAGCCGCGCAAAUGGGCGCCUGCUUUGGGGCUCAAAUUACGUGGAGGCACGGGGGCGCUGCACCGGGGAGGGACCGCAAGGAGCACUCCCCUCCCUCUCCUCUCUCCUCUCUUCUCUUCUCUUCUCUCUUCUCUCUCACUUCUCCCUCCCGUCUCCCUUUCUUUCAUCGGCGGCGCGUCGCUUCCAACCCAAGCAGGCAGGACGCGAGCGUCUCUCGGCCGUCAUGUUGGCCAGCAGCGGCAAGUCACCGGUUACCUCCGCCAGGGAGCCCAGACCCAAAGUGGCCGAGAAGACCGCAGAUCCCAUUCGGAGGCUCGGUCUGCUGGACAACGAGGACGUGCGCGUGAUGAUGGCGGGCUCCAACAUGGUGAAAGUGCGCUCUCCAAGAUGGCAGAAGAGCCGGAAUUUGCGCCUGCUGGAGGACGGCCUCACCGUGUGGUGCGAGUCGUCGAAGAGCUCCCGCAAGGCCAAAGCCCGUCAGACGUUCGCGGUGACCGAGGUGGAAUGCGUGCGCGAGGGCUGCCAGUCGGAGGCGCUGCGCCGGAUCUCGGGCUCGGUGCCGGACAGCCACUGCUUCACGGUGGUCUUCCGAGGGGCGCGCAAGAGCCUGGACCUGCUGUGCCCGUGCGAGGACGAGGCGCUGCGCUGGGUGCGAGGCCUGCGCACCCUGAAGGAGCGUGUCGCCAACAUGACGCAGAAGGAGAAACUGGACCAAUAUCCUUUGUGGAAAUGUUGCGCAGAUUCGAUGUCAACAGCAUACUACCUGCGGCGAGCGGAUCAGAACCAAGACGGCAAGAUGAGCUACGACGAAGUCCGCCGGCUGCUGCAGAUGAUCAACAUCGAUCUGAGUGAGCAGUACGCUCGCUCUUUGUUCAAGAGGUGCGACCGGUCCGGGGACAGCCGUCUGGACCACAAUGAGAUCGAAGAGUUCUGCCGGGAGCUGCUGCGCCGGCCCGAGCUGGACGCUGUCUUCCGCCACUAUUCCAGCAACGGAUGCGUGCUCUCCACCGCGGAGCUGCGAGACUUCCUGGGAGACCAGGGAGAGGACGCCAGCCUGGCCCACGCGCAGACCCUUAUCAGCACCUAUGAGCUCAACGACUGGGCUCAGAGGAAUCAGUUCAUGACCCAGAAUGGCUUCACCAUGUACAUGCUGUCGCGGGAGAAUGACGUGUUGAACCCAGAGCACGCCCGAGUCUACCAGGACAUGGGCCGCUCCCUCGCCCACUACUUCAUCUCCACCUCGCACAACACCUACCUCACCAAGGACCAAGUGACAAGCGCCAGCAGCACCGAGCCCUAUAUCAGGGCUUUAAUUCAAGGCUGCCGCUGCGUUGAGCUGGACUGCUGGGACGGAGAUAAAGGCGAGCCGGUCAUCUAUCAUGGUCACACGCUUACCUCCAAAGUGCCUUUCAAGGAGGUCAUUGUCACCAUCGCACAGUACGCCUUCAAGACGUCUCCGUACCCUCUGAUCUUGUCGCUGGAGAACCAUUGCUCCGUGGAGCAGCAGGUGGUCAUGACCAAACACCUCCGCACCAUACUGGGCAACAAGCUGCUCAACAAGCCCCUCAGUGGCCACACGCUCAAGGAUCUCCCCUCACCCGAAGAGUUGAGGGGACGUAUCCUGGUAAAAGGGAAGAAGCAGAUCCCUCACCUAGGCCAGCUGGGCAAGAACGGAAGCUGCGGCAGCUUCUCCUCAAGCUCUGAAGACGAGCAGGCAGGCGGAAACAAGAGUACGCCCAAGAAGGACCCGGCCAAGGUGUGUUCCAAACUGAGCGUGGAGCUGUCAGAGUUGGUGGUGUACUGCCGCAGCGUCCCCUUUUGUGGUUUCGCAAACAUGGGUGAAAGGCCGCCGGAUGAAAUGUCCUCCUUCUCCGAGAACGACGCCCUACGGCUGAUCAAAGACUCGGGGAAGCUUUUUGUGAGACACAACAGCAGGCAGCUGAGCCGGAUCUACCCCUCCGGACAGCGCCUGCAGUCAUCCAACUACGAUCCCCAGGAAAUGUGGAACGCCGGCUGCCAGAUGGUGGCUCUAAAUUUCCAGACCCACGGCGAGCAGAUGGACCUGAACCAGGGCCGUUUUCUGCCCAACGGGCGUUGCGGCUACGUCCUGAAACCCAGCUUCCUGUGCAGCGGCGAGUCUGACUUCAACCCGGAGAACACGGGCGGGGGUCCCGGUCACAUCCCCACCCAGCUGACUAUCCGAGUGAUAUCAGCGCAGCAGCUUCCCAAAAUCAACACAGACAAGGCUAGCUCCAUUGUGGACCCUCAGGUGUGGGUGGAGAUUCACGGAGUGGCCAUAGAUAACACCAGAGACAAAACACACCGCAUUGACAACAAUGGCUUCAACCCACGAUGGGACUGCACGCUCAGCUUCCAGCUGCAGGUGCCCGAGCUGGCAUUGGUGCGCUUUGUCGUCGAGGACCACGACCACACGGCCAAGAACGACUUUGUGGGACAGUUCACGUUACCCUUCACCAGCCUGCGUACAGGUUACCGACACGUGCACCUGCUGAAGGCCGACGGGUCCCGGCUGGCCCCCGCCACGCUCUUCAUCCACGUUAAAGUGUCCCGCAAAGGUGUUCCCAUCAAACACGUGUGUGAAAGUACGCCUUCCCCCAAGAGAAAAGUGUAAAUGUUACAAAGUGAGAAAUGUUAGCUGGGGGAUUGGGGGCAAACGUUUGUGCUCAAGGGCCACACUGGAUUUUUUUUUUUUUUUUUUUAAACAGGACAGAUUGGCCUGCUCAUUCAUAGAUGAGGUCAAUUUUUUUUUUUACUAAUUCAUGAAUAGAUUUUAAUUAAAUUUAGAUUUAUGUAGUAAAAAAGACAAUUUAAUCCAACAAAUAUUGCCCAUCCCUGCCUUUGUUGGACACAAGCAGCUCUUCCUUCCCUGAAAUCACAGUGCGCUGUUUUUGUUUCAACUAAAGAUGAAUUAAUAUGAUCGCAAAUUAGAUUAAUGAAGUACUAAGAACAAACAAAUGGAAAAAAAAAUCUAACUUACUGUACUUACAGCACUUUUUAAUGUCUUGUAUGUUUUUACCUCCACAACUUGAACUUAAAAUGACAAAAACAAGCAGUAUUACAUUAAAAACAGAUGUUUACGUGUGUCCUAUUAUUAACUUUAUCUCCAACAUGCUAGAUUUCACAUAAGCUAAGGAAAGGAAAUGAGUCUAUUCAUUUAUUUUGACUUGGAGACUGUCGUGUCUAUUUCUGUUUCUUGUCCUCUUUGUUGCCAAAAUAGAGUAUAUGAAUUGACUGAUCAUUACAUCAUCCUGAAAAGUUAAACCUUUCAGUAUUAAGAAGUUUUUCGUAGUUUAACAGGUCAUUAUAUGCAGUGGUGUAUUUAUUGUGACUGUCUUUAUUACAAAUUAACAAAUCAUCUACUAGCACUAUGAUACAGUAUGAGAGAGAGAGCGAGAGAGAGAGAGAGACUCACAGUCAUUAAUUUUGGGAGAUAAUUCUUUGUGUUAAUCUUUGUUUUGUUGUUGUUUUUGUAACAAAGUACUUUUUAGUGCUGGUUCUCCUUUAACUUUCUCAUGCAACCAUGUCAUUGUCGUCCGUGAAGUGCCAAUAAAGUAUUAAUAAAUUGA
Molecule: messenger RNA, 4914 nt
Organism: Phyllopteryx taeniolatus (common seadragon)
Lineage: Eukaryota; Metazoa; Chordata; Actinopteri; Syngnathiformes; Syngnathidae
Gene: plcd3a
Product: phospholipase C, delta 3a
Exons: 18
Coding region: 1551-3959 (802 amino acids)
Biological process (GO): lipid metabolic process; intracellular signal transduction
Molecular function (GO): phosphatidylinositol-4,5-bisphosphate phospholipase C activity; calcium ion binding
Source: RefSeq, a predicted model, not a curated record